GAGCCACCCGAACAGAUCGCCUUCAAAGCUCGGAGGCCAUCAUUACUAAAGAAAAAAGAAACGACGGGAUCGACGAAGCUGAGCUGGUAAUCUGCUCUGCUGAACUGAACAGUCUACGAACACACGACGAAGAAAGAAAAAACGCGAGUGUGGUGAGUGCGUGUGUGCUUUUCGAACGAAAAUUUUCUAUUCCCCGUGGUGGAAAAGUGCAAUUUCCCGACGAAUUCGCUUGCAGAAACGCUUCCUUCCAAUCGCAGACGUUGGCCACGUUGUCCAACUCGGGUGUGCAAUCGGAUCCGGAUCAGAAGGGCAAGCGAGAACUGCGGAUUUCGCUUCGGAUUCUUCCUCCCGUUUCCACCCGCUGCGACCUACCCGUUCGCCAACGUCGUCAGCAUAUUGCCAUUGGGCUUAACGCAAGUGUGUUGACCAGGAAGGAGGUGAAGAAGAAGUGCUCGCUGCCGUUUGAAGUUUUUUUUUCUCGAUACGAUUUUUCUUCCUCUUGAGAUUUUCUCUGCUCCGUCCCCGAUUACCGGACGGUUAAGCCCCGUGUACUGGUGUGAUGAAGUAAGGAAAACAGUGCCACACGGGAGGAAGAAAAUCUGAAGUUUGUGUUCGAAUGCUGUGAACGGGUCGUAGGAGAGUUGAAAAUAAUAAAAAAAAUAAGUGAUUAGCAAGGUUUUUGGGGGUUUACAGUGUGCUCUUUUGUGGAGAUCCUCCAAACUCGAACAGGUCGAGAAAGGAUAGCUUGGGUGAUUGAAGGAAACAUACAUUGAAGAUAAACGCCAAACUGGGAACUGAGAAGAAGAACAAAAUGAAUGAGUUCAUCGUGGCAGGCAAAUACCGGAUCAUCCGCAAAAUCGGAUCCGGCUCAUUCGGCGACAUCUAUCUGGGCAUCAACAUAACCAAUGGCGAAGAAGUGGCUCUUAAAAUGGAAAGUCUGACCGCACGGCACCCGCAGCUGAUGUACGAAUACAAGCUGUACAAGGUGCUAAUCGGGGGCGUCGGAAUUCCACACAUCCGUUACUUCGGUCAGGAGCGAAACUACAAUGUACUGGUGAUGGAUCUCCUGGGGCCUUCGCUGGAAGAUUUGUUCAACUUUUGCAGCCGCCAUUUCACUAUCAAAACGGUGCUGAUGCUGGUCGAUCAGAUGAUCGGUCGGCUGGAGUAUUUGCAUAUGAAAAAUUUCAUCCAUCGGGACAUCAAGCCAGACAACUUCCUAAUGGGCAUCGGGCGGCAUUGUAACAAGCUUUUCAUGAUCGACUUUGGACUGGCGAAAAAAUAUCGAGACUUCCGGUCGCGCGUUCAUAUCAUGUACCGAGAGGAUAAGAACCUAACCGGAACCGCCCGCUACGCCUCGAUUAAUGCCCACCUCGGAAUCGAACAGAGUCGCCGGGACGACAUGGAGUCGCUAGGCUACGUAAUGAUGUACUUCAACCGGGGCUCGCUGCCCUGGCAAGGACUGAAAGCCACGAACAAGAAGCAGAAGUAUGAAAAGAUCUCCGAGAAGAAAAUGUCCACCCCGAUUGAGCUGCUCUGCAAGGGCUUCCCGGCGGAGUUCGCGAUGUAUCUCAACUACUGUCGCAGUUUGCGGUUCGACGAAGGACCGGACUAUAUGUACUUGAGACAACUGUUUAGAAUCCUAUUCCGUACGCUCAAUCAUCAGUACGACUACACCUUUGACUGGACGAUGCUGAAACAGCGAGGGAUCCUGAAGGGAGGCACCAACGCUCUGCCCCACGCAACCGGCGAAGGGAAUCGCGAGGAACGGCGUGAUAAAGAUAAGCAACCAACUGAAACUGAGAAAUAGAAAUUUAAAUUUUUUUUUAUGUGUAAAAUAUAUAAUAUUACUAAACUUGAGUAAACAGAAGAAGUAGAAGACAAAGCAAGGAGGAGAGCAAAACGAAACGAAACAAAACAUGAUUAAUGUGAAAGCGAAUUAGCGAGAGCAGCAGAAGAGAGAUAGGAAAGGAAGGAGCGAGUCAAAAAACGAAAAGGGGGCAGUAGAAAUACAAACAGACAAACAAACCAGCUAGAAGCUAGUGAGAGUGCAGUUGAUUGUGCAUUGUUUUCAAGAGGAUGAUUAUCUGUAAACCUUGAAACAGAGACACACACACACUUGAAAAUGGAACGAGUGAAGUGGGAAUUUGCGUUGAAGAGAAUAAUAAAUAAAUCAAGAAAAACAAGAAAACAAAACAUUAGCAAACUCUAACUUUAAUUAAACAAAAGUAUGUAUAAUUAAAAUAAUGUUAGUAAUUUAAAAUAUUGAUUAAAAGAAAGCUGAAAGCUGGCGCCGGUUCAGGGGAAUCAGGAAUGUAGGGACGGCAAACGUAGGAACGGACGAAACUCAAAAAAAAACAGAACUGCACUUCCCAUUCGUCCUUUUCUACAUUUGUAGUAACACUUACAAAACCUUCAAAACAAUGACCAUGGCGAAAGAAUUACCACAAACAUACACCGACGUACAUACGAACACACACACAUACAUACAUAAACAAUCGUGCACCAGGCAUAAUCAUGUUAUUCAUCACGCGAUACUUUCUUCCCCCGUUGUCCGAAACAUUUUAUAAUACACUCUUAUACAAAAUCACUCACUCCGAAGCAGCAGUCAUACAGUGAAAAUGUACACGUUUUGCACGUGUUUGUUCAGGCGAAAGUUUGAUAAGAAAAACAGCUAUUAAUACAAUACUACUAUUACUACUACAAAAAAAAGGAAAGCCACACUGGGGAUACACGCAAAUGCGCAAAUUUGCCAAUUGUUUUGUUUUCCAAUAGGUUCUAAGUUUAAAAAACACUCAUUUUCUCCCUUUUGCUUCUCAACUGAACUGAAGAGUGAAGGAGAAAACGUUGAAAUUACCCGUUACAAGGAAACAAACAAUAACAGAACACAGAAGAAGAAGUAAAUAAACACAGCCAAUACAACAAAUAACAAGAAGUUAAACAAAGCAUGUUUAUGUAGAAUGUAAACAAAAGUCCCUUACUCAUGGAACUCAAACCGUAGUAGGCAUGAGUAAAUUUUUGUCGUGAAUAGAACCAAUUGUAUGUAUUGAAAAAAACAAAAUCGAUGCAACAUAUACAUACAUCCGUGCAUCAGACGCGCUUUGUGCGCAUAGUUACUCUUGACUACUUACUCUAAGGACGCGCCUCGUUUCUUUUAACUUUUUUGUUUGCUUGUUACCGUCUGCACCUACUCCAUUUCACUCUCUGCUGUUUGUAAUAGACGAACAAGACCUUACGAAUAUUCUCAGUUUCUCCCCGGCCCCUGUUGCGCUCACCUUUCCUGUGAUUAUUCCGCUUUCAUGUUUCGUUAUUUUCGUUUCAUUUUUAUUUCAUUUUUUGUAAUUUUAAAUAGAAACGCGUCUGCAUUGCGCCCUUCAAUCUUUUUUCUGUAGAAACUGAUCAAAACACUGCUCUUUCUAAUUUAGUUAGAAAGAUACAUAUAUAUAAAAAAGUGUCGAAACAAACACGUGUUAGAGUAACGAAACAAAUGGAAAACUUGAAGAAAAUAAUAAAAUAAUCGAAUAUGCUAUCAACAAAACAAAGUAAGUGUACAUAUAUUAAACAAAAUAAAACAACCAACAAAUCACGGCGACGAGAGUAAACUGAUAAAGCAAAACAAAAACUGUUGACAUGUUGAAGGUGAAGAGAAGCAUAAAAUUUCUUAUAAAAAAAUAACGGAAGUGUGAAUCAAAGCGAGCAACAGCUUAGGAGAAAGAAAAACUUAGAACGACACAUAUUAUAAACUAAGACAAAGUGUAAUAGCAAACAACAGGCAGGAAAGGUUGGCACCUUUGUUGAAUUUAAUAAAAAUACAAACACACACACCAGAGCAGAGCCGGUAACUGUUUUACUAUCUCGCUAAGAUUGGGCUGGAUUUCGAACAGACUUCGGACACGGCUGUGGAGAAACUGCGGGACCCAGCUCAGAGAUGGCUAAUGGAUUCUUACACCAACAAAGCAAAACAACAACAGCAACAGAAAAAAAAGAGAAAGAAAGAAACAAUAAAUUUCAGCCGAUAUGUGGAUGCGUGGCGAAACGUACCGCGCACCCAGCGGGAAGCGGAUCCAUUAUAACUAGAGUAUAAUGAUUAUUUUUUCUUGAAUGAUUGAAGAUUAAAAUGAUAGGUCGAAGAAGCAGCAAACAGUUAUGGAAUAAAGAAAAACUAGACACAAAAAA
Molecule: messenger RNA, 4173 nt
Organism: Wyeomyia smithii (pitcher-plant mosquito)
Lineage: Eukaryota; Metazoa; Arthropoda; Insecta; Diptera; Culicidae
Product: casein kinase I-like
Exons: 2
Coding region: 812-1807 (331 amino acids)
Biological process (GO): negative regulation of canonical Wnt signaling pathway; signal transduction; peptidyl-serine phosphorylation
Cellular component (GO): nucleus; cytoplasm
Molecular function (GO): protein serine/threonine kinase activity; ATP binding
Source: RefSeq, a predicted model, not a curated record